AGAGAGAGAGAGAGAGAGAGAGAGUUUUCAUCAUCUUUCAGGAAAAGGAUUUUACAUAAAAAAAUUUCGGAUUUAGAAGAUAUAAAUAAGAUUGCAUGGGUCAGCUCUCUCGUUGAUCUCAACAUGGCAGCCCUUAAAGUCACCAAAAAACACCACAAACACCUUAAUAACCCUUUCCCGUCGACCCCAACAGGCCUACCUUCCAUCCGAGGAACUCUGUUUUUCAAUUCCAAAAGAGUGCCUUCACGCCAAAUCUUCUCGAUCGGGGAGGACUUCCAGAUUCUUUGGAGCUCCAACCAUGGUGGUUAUAUCUCAAUUUAUCAUAAAUCAAGUCCUUCUAGAUCCAUAUGGUCUACCAUACCGGGCCAAGCCUUUGUGUCUGCUGCAUUAGCCGAAACGGAGGUGGAGGAAAGCAGGGGAUCUUUUGUUGUGAAAGAUGGAGAUGUUCAUUUGGUCUGUAAUGAUCAAACCAUAGAGGACAUAAGAGUGAUCGAUAAGUUUGAUCGUUCUUUAGAGGGUAACUAUCAAGAUUCUCCAUCUGGGUAUCCGUGGUUUGAGCAGAAAAAAGGUAUGAAUAGCACCAAAUUCCCUAUUUUGCUAAUAACUGGUUGGAUUUUCAGCAUGAAGAAAAAUAAAAGGCAGUUUUGGAAAGACGGAACUGCUGCAGAAAUACAAUUCGAGGACAAGGAACCUUCAACUUCUGCGAGGUAUUGGGUUUUGUUUGAGCAGAAGAACAGUAAUCAGAUUGGUUUCCAAGUGAUUCUCGGGCAAUCAAACUUUAAGCUAUACCCAAAAGCCUCCUCAACAGCUUCAGGAAGAUACCGGAGGUUUAGGCGGAGGCUGGGGCUGAUAAAGAAACGGAUGCUUGGUUUCUGUUGGUACAUUUCAAGGCCGAGAGGGUAUGUCACAGUUUCCUCAGCAGAGGAGGAAAUAGAAGAGUUGAGAGUUUCAGAAUCCACGCAGUUCAACAGGGUCUGCUUGACCUAUUCAAGUGAAGCAAAUGAAAGAUUCUAUGGUUUUGGGGAGCAGUUCUCACACGUAAAUUUCAAAGGCAAACGGGUACCUAUUUUCGUUCAAGAACAAGGCAUCGGAAGAGGGGAUCAACCAAUUACUUUUGCCGCUAACUUGGUUAGCUAUAGGGCUGGUGGUGAUUAUAGUACAACUUAUGCUCCUUCUCCAUUCUAUAUGACGUCCAAAAUGAGGUCUCUUUACCUUGAAGGAUAUGAUUAUUCCGUGUUCGAUCUAACUAGGCAUGAUAGAGUUCAAAUUCAGAUACACGGGUCUUCCGUUCAAGGACAGAUUUUGCAUGGGAACUCACCUUCUGAGCUCAUUGAACAUUUUACUGAAACCAUUGGGAGGCCUCCUGAGCUUCCUGAGUGGAUAAUAUCUGGUGCUGUGGUUGGAAUACAAGGUGGCACAGAAACUGUUCGCCAUACAUGGGAUGAGCUAAGGACCUACAAUGUUCCCAUUUCAGCAUUUUGGCUCCAGGAUUGGGUGGGGCAGAGGGAGACAUUGAUUGGAUCACAACUCUGGUGGAACUGGGAAGUGGAUACAGAAAGGUACUGGGGAUGGCAACAACUAGUUCAAGACCUAAGUGUUCGGCAUAUCAAAGUGAUGACAUACUGCAAUCCUUGUCUAGCUCCGAUUCAUGAGAAGCCAAACAGAAGGAGAAACCUUUUUGAGGAGGCAAAGAACUUGGACAUCUUGGUAAAAGAUAAGCAAGGACAACCAUACAUGGUUCCAAAUACAGCUUUUGAUGUUGGGAUGUUGGAUUUGACACACCCAAAUACUGCUAGUUGGUUCAAACAAAUUUUACAAGAAAUGGUGGAUGAUGGAGUCCGAGGAUGGAUGGCUGAUUUUGGUGAAGGCCUGCCUGUGGAUGCCACCCUCUAUUCAGGUGAAGAUCCUAUUUCGGCGCAUAAUAGGUACCCUGAGCUAUGGGCUCAAAUAAACAGAGAGUUUGUGGAAGAAUGGAAAAGGAACCAUGCGGGUAAGAUGAAAGAAGACCCAAAAGAAGCCCUAGUUUUCUUCAUGAGAGCUGGUUUCAGAAAUAGUCCCAAAUGGGGGAUGCUAUUUUGGGAAGGAGACCAAAUGGUAAGUUGGCAGGCUAAUGAUGGGAUAAAGAGUGCUGUUACUGGUCUAUUGAGCAGUGGACUUUCAGGGUAUGCUUUUAACCACAGUGAUAUUGGAGGCUACUGUGCAGUAAACUUACCGUUUAUCAGGUAUAGAAGAAGUGAAGAGUUGCUUUUACGUUGGAUGGAGCUAAAUGCUUUCACCACAGUCUUCCGGACCCAUGAAGGUAACAAGCCAUCCUGCAAUAGUCAAUUCUACUCAAACCACCAUACCUUAUCACAAUUUGCUCGUUUUGCUCAAGUAUACAAAGGAUGGAAGUUUUACAGAAUUCAACUUGUAAAGGAAGCUGCUCAAAAAGGUCUGCCAGUUUGCCGCCACCUAUUUCUCCACUACCCAGAAGAUGAUCAUGUUCAUAGCUUGAUUUACCAACAAUUCUUGGUCGGUACUGAGAUCCUAGUGGUGCCUGUCCUAGACAAGGGCAAGAAGAACGUUAAGGUCUAUUUUCCAGUGGGAGAACGUUGUGAUUGGCAACAUAUCUGGACCGGAAAACUAUUUAGAGAACAAGGUUGUGAAGCUUCGGUAGAAGCUCCAAUCGGUUAUCCUGCUGUAUUUGUAAAGACUGGCUCCACCAUUGGAGAGACCUUCAUUAAAAAUCUGAGAGAUUUUAAUAUUCUUUAACCAAAAA
Juglans microcarpa x Juglans regia is the source of this 2758-nucleotide messenger RNA. Its product is annotated as sulfoquinovosidase-like. Gene Ontology annotation, molecular function: hydrolase activity, hydrolyzing O-glycosyl compounds; carbohydrate binding. Gene Ontology annotation, biological process: carbohydrate metabolic process. Lineage: Eukaryota; Viridiplantae; Streptophyta; Magnoliopsida; Fagales; Juglandaceae. The transcript is spliced from 8 exons. Bases 124 to 2751 code for a protein of 875 amino acids. The record is from RefSeq and is a predicted model, not a curated record.